Messenger RNA from Prosopis cineraria, 1782 nucleotides. RefSeq lists its product as uncharacterized. The record is from RefSeq and is a predicted model, not a curated record. NCBI's taxonomy places the organism in Eukaryota, Viridiplantae, Streptophyta, Magnoliopsida, Fabales, Fabaceae. The coding region runs from base 338 to 1564 and encodes 408 amino acids. The transcript has 6 exons. Gene Ontology annotation, molecular function: DNA binding; DNA-binding transcription factor activity.
UCACUGGUUGAGAAUCGAUCAAAACAUAUCAUCACAAAUUUCGAAUUGAACAAGCACUACAUAUAUAUGCUGAUCUUUUAUUUAUAUACAUAUCAUUCUGAAGCAAAAUUUGUUCAUGCUUCUUAUAAAAUUCUUCAACCUUUAUUGAUUUUGUUCUUGCAGGGUAGGGUUUGUUUUGGUCAUUCAUCAUUUUCUCUAUAUUUGCAUAUAUAUAUACAUAUAUUUAUGUAUAUAUUUUCAAAUUUCUUCUAGGAUAUAGGAGAGUUCUCAAGGCCUAGGAAAAAUAAAUUUAUGGUUAUCAUCAUCAUCAUCAGAUUGCUUUAAUUCGUUACCAAACAUGGCUGAGAGGGAGAGAAUUUGCAUAUCAGACGAAAACCAGAGCGAAGAAAGUAACAGCAACAACAUCAUCAUCAGAGAGAAACCCCCUUGUUCGUUUUCUACUUCUCUGUGUAUUCAAAAGAGUUCGUUGUUUAAUCUGAACGAAGAAGCUGUGGACGAUCUUGGUGGUGGAGGAUCGUCCUCGUCCUCGUCAUCAGGAGAAGGUAAUGUGAGUAGCAGCAACAAGUCAUCAAGUUCAGAAGUGAAAGAGAGAACAAAUAGUGUGAGGCAAUAUGUGAGAUCCAAAAUGCCAAGGCUUCGUUGGACUCCUGAUCUCCAUCUUGCCUUUGUUCGUGCUGUUGAAAGGCUUGGUGGACAGGAAAAAGCAACGCCCAAGUUAGUUUUACAGUUGAUGAAUGUGAGAGGGCUUAGCAUUGCUCAUGUAAAGAGCCAUUUACAGAUGUAUCGAAGCAAGAAACUUGACGAGUCUGGCCAAGUUUUAUCCCAAAAUAGGGCAACAUUGCAAGGACGAAGAGAUCGCAUUUUGGAUGUGUACGAGAGAUUUAGGGCUCGAGGAGGACACCUUGGGAUUGAUAACUAUCUCCCAACAUUACCUCUCGUUAUGAAGCCGACAUUCGACUUUAAAUCUCAUGGCUCUUCAAGAUUCGAAGCAGGUGAGACAAGACCAAGUUCAUGGGUAGGGUGGAGCAACGCGUUAGGGUUGUGUGAGGUUGGCAGAGACAGAAGGAUGAUUCAGAGGAAGAAGAUUGGAGGGUGUGGUAACCUAUUAUUUGAGGUUAACGAUGCUAAUAAUAUUAGAAUAAGAAAUGGACCUCUUACUCUUAGGCCAAACCCAUUCCUCGAAGACAAGAAAUGGCCUCCUCGUGAAACACCUGACAAACCUUAUUGGGAUGACAAACGUUGUCCAUGGAGCCCCACUAAAUGCUUUUUUAUCAAAGCUAAUCUUCAUCAUGAACCUAUUUCCUUCACCCACCUCGACUUUGAUGCUCAGGUUCAUCAUGACGUUCAAAAAGAUGUGACGCCAUGUUUCAGAAAUCAGAAUCACUUAUCAGAAACAGGUGAAGUUAAAGGCCAAUUAGAGAGCUUGAAGGAGAGGAAAGAAGCACCCAGUUUGCUUAAGCCAUGUUUAGCCCAAGAUUCUGCAAUUAAUGUUGCAGAAGUGAACAAUCCUGAUCUUCCAGGUAAUGAUGGAGCAAUCAAUACGAUGUUGUCUCUUUCAUUGUAACAAUAUAAAUCUGCUUUAAUCAUAAGUUCAGAAUAAAGGGCUCAUGUGUACGAGAGACAGAGAGGGUGAGUACUUAAGAACCUGACUCUGAUGGAUCAAAAAUUAUAGACAGCAGAAUAUAGGGGUGAGAUCUUUCUAAGCACUUUCCUUGGAAGGCCAUAUAUGUAAUUUCAUGGAUGGAUAUUAUUAUUAACUACCGAGGAGUUCGAACCAGACAA